CUCCUCUAGCCUGGCUUUCUCCCUCUCUGUGUGUCUCUCUCUCUCCCUCCCUUUCCCUCAUCUCAUUGUUUCAGAGUAGGCCAAAUUUGAAGUCCUUCCCAGGGAGUGGCCCUGUUCGUCUUAUUCUCCAGCCAAAGUAGAAACAGCGAGAGAAGGAGAGACACGUUCAGCAGCCAAAGGACUCGGUGGAAAGAGCAGAGAAAAAGUACACAAUAUGCUGCUCUUGGGACCCAAGGUGCUUCUGUGUCUCACUGCGUUCAUCAUCCCCUCUGACUGGACACCACUAGGAGCCAAUGGUCAACGAGGAGAUGAUGUGACUCCAGUGACUCCAGAAGCAUUCACAGAAGAUCCUAACCUGGUGAAUGAGCCCUCUACAGAUGAAACAGUUCUGGCCGAUAUCGAGCCUUCCACAGAUGACCUGGCUCCGGCCAAUGAUAAAAAUACCACAGCAGAUUGCCGGGAUGAAAAAUUUGCUUGCACGAGACUCUACUCGGUGCAUCGGCCAGUCAAGCAAUGCAUUCACCAGUUAUGUUUCACUAGUUUACGACGUAUGUACAUCAUCAACAAUGAGAUCUGCUCUCGUCUUGUCUGUAAGGAACAUGAAGUAAUGAAAGAUGAACUUUGCCGUCAGAUGGCUGGUUUACCCCCAAGGCGACUCCGCCGCUCCAACUACUUCCGACUUCCUCCCUGUGAAAAUGUGAACGUGCAGAGACCCAGUGGUCUGUGAUGAUCAAGGAAGAGGAAGGAAGAACAUGUGGGUGGGAGGAAGAGAAUGCUCUAACAAGAGCAACCAUUGUCAGCUAACCCAUAGACAUUAGUAGUUCUUAAACCAAUCCCUUUGUAGUGUCUAGCUUUGGCCCCCCACUCCCUGAUUUAUUACCCAGACCGGUAACAAAGUCUAUGUUAUAGCAUGGUUUUGCCGCUUCUCACUACCAUAGACAUAGUAGAUCAAUGAUAACCAAGUGGCUUAUGUACAAACAGUCUACAUACGGUUUCAAAGGAAAAUAAACGUGAGGUUCAUAUUUACAA
Prionailurus viverrinus (fishing cat) is the source of this 1029-nucleotide messenger RNA. RefSeq names its product microfibril associated protein 5 (gene MFAP5). Bases 215 to 727 code for a protein of 170 amino acids. Gene Ontology annotation, biological process: embryonic eye morphogenesis. NCBI's taxonomy places the organism in Eukaryota, Metazoa, Chordata, Mammalia, Carnivora, Felidae. Gene Ontology annotation, cellular component: microfibril. The transcript is spliced from 10 exons. The record is from RefSeq and is a predicted model, not a curated record.